CGACAAGUGCGAAUCUACGACGAGCGUUUUGCGUGCAAAGUGUCUGGACAGCUACAAACGGACUUUUUUCGUUGCCGCAUAUAGUGCUGCUUACUGAAUAAAAAUGACCAAGACACCGGCAAUAGGCAUCGACCUUGGCACGACCUACUCGUGCGUGGGUGUUUUCCAGCACGGAAAAGUGGAAAUAAUCGCCAACGACCAGGGCAACCGCACAACACCCAGCUAUGUCGCCUUUACGGAUACCGAGCGCCUUGUGGGCGACGCGGCCAAAAAUCAGGUCGCCAUGAACCCCAGCAACACAAUUUUCGAUGCCAAGCGUUUGAUUGGCCGACGAUUCGAUGACCCGACGGUUCAGAGCGACAUGAAGCACUGGCCCUUCACGGUGAUCAACGACGGCGGCAAGCCCAAAAUUCAAGUGGAGUACAAGGGAGAGAAAAAGAGCUUCUAUCCCGAGGAGGUCAGUUCGAUGGUGCUCGUGAAGAUGAGGGAGAUCGCCGAGGCGUACCUGGGCGGUACCGUGACCAACGCCGUAAUAACCGUGCCAGCGUAUUUCAACGACUCCCAGCGGCAGGCAACCAAAGACGCCGGCACCAUAUCCGGCCUGAACGUCUUGCGCAUAAUAAACGAACCCACGGCCGCUGCCAUCGCCUACGGCCUCGACAAGAAAACCGCAGGCGAGAAAAACGUCCUGAUUUUUGACUUGGGGGGCGGCACGUUCGACGUGUCCAUUCUCACCAUCGAGGAUGGCAUUUUUGAAGUCAAGUCCACGGCUGGCGAUACGCAUCUCGGAGGGGAAGACUUCGAUAGCAGGAUGGUCAACCAUUUCGUACAGGAGUUCCAGCGCAAAUACAAAAAAGACCUGGCGAGCAAUAAAAGAGCAGUGCGCCGUCUGCGGACCGCCUGCGAGCGUGCCAAACGCACUCUUUCUUCCUCAACGCAGGCCAGCAUCGAGAUAGAUUCGCUCUACGAGGGCAUCGACUUUUACACCAGCAUCAGCCGUGCCCGUUUCGAGGAGCUCUGCGCAGACCUGUUCCGUGGCACCCUCGAACCCGUCGAGAAAGCGUUGCGCGACGCCAAGAUGGACAAAGCACAGGUGCACAGCAUCGUCCUCGUAGGUGGCUCGACGCGCAUCCCCAAAAUCCAAAAGCUGCUGCAGGACUUUUUCAACGGCAAGGAGCUGAACAAGUCCAUCAACCCGGACGAGGCAGUCGCCUAUGGAGCCGCGGUCCAAGCUGCCAUACUCCACGGCGACAAGUCCGAGGAAGUCCAGGACCUGUUGCUCCUCGACGUGGCUCCCCUGUCCCUGGGAAUCGAGACCGCGGGUGGCGUCAUGACUGCCCUGAUCAAGCGCAACACCACCAUACCGACCAAACAGACCCAGACCUUUACAACCUACUCGGACAACCAGCCGGGUGUUUUGAUCCAAGUGUUCGAGGGCGAGCGCGCCAUGACCAAGGACAACAAUCUUUUGGGCAAGUUUGAGCUGUCGGGCAUACCACCGGCACCGCGCGGCGUCCCCCAGAUCGAGGUGACCUUCGACAUAGACGCCAAUGGCAUACUGAACGUGACGGCGGUCGACAAGUCAACCGGCAAGGAGAACAAGAUCACCAUUACGAACGACAAGGGUCGGCUCAGCAAGGAGGACAUCGAGAGUAUGGUCAACGAGGCCGAGCGCUACCGUAACGAGGACGAGCAGCAGCGCGAGAAAAUCGCUGCAAAGAACUCCCUCGAGUCGUACUGCUUCAACGUCAAGAGCAGCGUCGAGGACGAAAAGCUCAAGGACAAGGUCAGCCCCGGGGAUAAGCAGAUCGUCCUGGACAAGUGCAAGGAGGUCAUUGCCUGGCUGGAUGCCAAUCAGCUCGCUGAAAAGGACGAGUUUGCGGACAAGCAGAAGGAGCUCGAGUCGGUCUGCAGCCCCAUCAUCAAGAAGCUUUACCAGGGUGGUGCUGGUCCGGGGAUGCCAGGUGCGACUGGGGCUGGUGGUGGCCCGACCAUCGAAGAAGUCGACUAAUUUCGUUGGCGAUUACGGCUACUGACUCCUGCAUGUAUCGACAGAGUAUAUUUUUGUACACGUACUUUACAUUACAAAAAACGCAAGUGUGAUAGGGAUUUUUUCUUCUUCUACUUUUAACCAUCUCUUGAACUCGAUCGUGUAGGAAAAAUGAGCUUUAUUAGUUGCUCAACGACUAUAUUACAAUUUAUCUUACAGUUAAACAUCCAAAAUAGGCUGAAACAACUUUUUUUUUUUUUUCUUUUUUUUUUCUUUGUUAUAAACAACGUGAACAUCGAUUCUUCACCGAUCGAUCAAGUGUAUAUCUUGUACAAUCGUAUGCCCAUAUAUACGUACUGUAAAUUAGACUGCGUCAUUGUUGUUUUUCAUAAGCUUGCUUAAUUUUGCACCAUCGAAAUAGCCAAACACCUUUUUUUUCUCCUUUUUUUCUUUUUCUAGUUAACAUAACAGUACGUUCUUUCAACUUAUGAUUCCUAAAAAAUGCUUAAUUUGUACAUCUUAAAUUUUAUACAAUAAACUGAACAUUUUUAUCAUUCAACAUGACGUAUAUUAUAUGCUUAUGAUCCGUGGUUAUAUGCGUAUGAUAACGGUGUAUGAUUUGAGAUACAAUUUUUCAAUAGUUUAAGAAGCUUCAAUAAGUACUCAUUCUGCCAUCGAUAUGGUCGUUAACUCGUCAAAAUUUUGAAUUUUUUUUUUUUUCACUUAGCAAUCCCAUAUUUUGGGUUGUUAUUUUUCAUUGUAAAAGGCAGCGAUUUUUAUAUAUCUCAAUAUAUCAUUUAUUUUUAUUAUUUUUUAAUUUUUUAUUAACUUUAUUAUUAUAUGCAAAGGGAAUUCGGUUCUAUGAUUCAUAAAUGCGUGCAGAUUUUCAGAUAAAUCUGUCAGUACGAAAACAUUUUUCGUUCACU
This is a messenger RNA of Copidosoma floridanum, 2916 nucleotides long. Its product is annotated as heat shock 70 kDa protein cognate 4. Lineage: Eukaryota; Metazoa; Arthropoda; Insecta; Hymenoptera; Encyrtidae. The record is from RefSeq and is a predicted model, not a curated record. Gene Ontology annotation, molecular function: ATP-dependent protein folding chaperone; ATP binding.